Messenger RNA from Hippocampus zosterae (dwarf seahorse), 1602 nucleotides. RefSeq names its product ring finger and FYVE-like domain containing E3 ubiquitin protein ligase (gene rffl). The record is from RefSeq and is a predicted model, not a curated record. The transcript has 6 exons. Gene Ontology annotation, biological process: negative regulation of extrinsic apoptotic signaling pathway via death domain receptors; protein K48-linked ubiquitination; proteasome-mediated ubiquitin-dependent protein catabolic process. Gene Ontology annotation, cellular component: plasma membrane; cytoplasm. NCBI's taxonomy places the organism in Eukaryota, Metazoa, Chordata, Actinopteri, Syngnathiformes, Syngnathidae. Gene Ontology annotation, molecular function: ubiquitin protein ligase activity. Bases 314 to 1297 code for a protein of 327 amino acids.
AAAUUCCUUGAAACCUCUCGAGAGCAAACUAGAAACUCUCCAUCCAUGUAUUCUAUAUUCUUGAAUGUAAAUGUGUGUUUUGGAAGACUCUGUAGAAGAACUCCAUUUCUAGGGCGAUAACCGAGUGCACUUGUAUGAAAAGCGGUUGCGCCUUGAUAUGACGUCGCGGGCGCGAUCUGUGUUUCGCGGCCGUAUCACCUGCACGCGACCCGAUGACGCACUUCGGCCACCUGAUGACGUCGCCGGCCACCUUGUUCCUGUUUGGCUCGCGAGCUGCUAGCCGACGCUAGCCGCCAUCAAAGCGGCGACAGAAAUGUGGGCGUCUUGUUGUCAUUGGCUGUGCUUGGACUCGGCGGAUAAUGCGGCGGAAGGGGCCGAGCCGCAUCCUCGGUCCUACGCCAACUCGGCCUUCGGCGGCCGUCCGACUCCGCCCCCCGAGCACCAACAACACGCCUGUAAAGCUUGCGGGCGCCGCCUGGACACGCCCACCACCAAGCACGUGUGCGCCGACUGCAAAGAGAACUACUGCGGCUGCUGCUCGGCUCAGACGGAGCCCAGCCCCCGCCUGUGUCACACCUGCCGGCGUUUCCACGGCAACCUGUUGCAACGCGCCGAGCUGAUGAAACUCAAAGUCAAAGAGCUGCGAGACUACCUGCACCUGCACCACGUGGCCACGCACCUCUGUCGAGAGAAGGAGGAGCUGGUGGAACUGAUCCUGAGUCAGCAGCCCUCUCCGGCCGAAGCCCCCGACGGCGACGCCUCCGAUCGGACCCCCGACGGCGACGCCUCCGAUCGGACCCCCGCCGCCGACCUCCCUGAGCCGACCCCGCCGGCCGCCACUCCCGAGGACGCCCCCCCGGAUGACGAUGCCUCGGAGCAGGACCAAGACCGGGACCCGGGUCGGGACCCCGAGGAGGACGUCGGGGAAGCGGCGGGCCGCAGGGCCUCGCUGUCGGACUUGGCCAGCGAGGACGACGUGGAGGCGCUGAGCGUGCGGCAGCUGAAGGAAAUUCUGGCCAGGAACUUUGUCAACUUCAAAGGCUGCUGCGAGAAGUGGGAGCUGAUGGAGAGAGUGGCUCGCCUCUACCGGGACCGCAAGGCCGGCCGCGAAGAGGACGGCGCUCCGCCGGGCUCCUCCGAUGGCAACCUGUGUCGCAUCUGCAUGGACGCCGCCAUCGACUGCGUGCUGCUGGAGUGCGGCCACAUGAUCACGUGCACCAAGUGCGGCAAGCGGAUGAGCGAGUGUCCCAUCUGCCGCCAAUUCGUCAUCCGAGCCGUCCACGUCUUCAGAUCCUGACGCAGGUACCGCGCACGCGCCAGCGCUCGUACUGUGGGGGGGCGGUGGAGGGGGGCUCGCGGUAAGCGCCGCGCGGCUCGCUCCGGUUGGCGCCCCGCCGGUGCGGCAAAACGCCGCCACGCCCAUCCUGGCCUCGGCAUGCUGGACAAUGUCGCGGCACUCGCUCAAAGUCUUCACCGUCAUCGCCUUGCGUGUGAUGCCGGAGCAAAGUUUGUUUUUCGCCCCGGCUUGGCCCGCGCACUGACUUUCCUUUGUGACCCGUACGCCAACGGACAGCUUUCCAAUAAAAACCUGUUUCUGACGGG